Messenger RNA from Aethalodelphis obliquidens (Pacific white-sided dolphin), 2438 nucleotides. RefSeq names its product CMT1A duplicated region transcript 4 (gene CDRT4). Bases 1 to 468 code for a protein of 155 amino acids. NCBI's taxonomy places the organism in Eukaryota, Metazoa, Chordata, Mammalia, Artiodactyla, Delphinidae. The transcript is spliced from 2 exons. The record is from RefSeq and is a predicted model, not a curated record.
AUGCCUGCAGAACUGACAGAAAACAUCGGGCUUCCUGUGAAUCUGCUUGAGAAACAUGACCUGUGGCCCGCCUAUGUCACGUACACAUCCCCGCUGGUGAAAAGACUGAUUGAGAAAAGCAAAGCCAGAGACGUGGAACGCUUGCAAACGGCCGAGGAGAGCCGGCCGACAUGCAGGCAGAGAAAGCCUCCCAGCGUCAUCCAGCUGGAAAGGAGAAAGUCCUUCACGUCCUUAGGCAACAUGAUGUUCAAGGACGUGGGGUCAGAGACCAUGCUCUCGGCGUGGGGCUCUUUCUCCAUGUCGGACACGGGUCCCCCCGUGGUUCCAGAGCGCACCCACUUCCACGCGGAUGCUAGGGCAAGUCCCACCGCCGACUACAACAAGAUCAUCUUCUCCCGGAAGCCGAGGAUGAGGGUGCUUCCGUACCGCUCACUGCUGGCCGGCGAGGAGAAACACCCCGACAUUUAACAGGGAGUCCCUGCAGCCGCCCCCAAGCUUGUACAGCAGUUAAGGGCCAUUUGCCACAUAUUUCGUGACGGCCUUUGCGUUGGAACUUGCCCCUGCUCGGGCAGAGGUCGGCUGAGAUCAACCAGAUGGAAUGUGGGCCACGGAGGGGGUGAGGGCACCCUGUCUGGCAGUGCAGUCAUGUGCGGGUGGGAAGCCCCCGGGCUCUAGAUCCUGCCAGAGAUGCUUAGAACCCAGCUGGGGGUGAAUCAGUCCUGGUCCAGGCAGGAGACAGCAAUCACACCAGAGAUCCUUUGAUAGAAAGAAUUUCUAGCCAGGUAGCUGCAAAGGCAGGAAGGGGGCACAGAGAUGUGGAUGGAGGGGGCGCCUGCAGGAAGCAGGCUGGGGGGACAAAGAGAAGGCGUUAAGAGUUAGACACUCGGAGAAGGGGCAGGUGGGCUGCAUCUCAGCUCCCAGACGCUGGUGUCCUGAGCUCGCAGGAGACCCCUUUGGGGGUGGCAGCCCCGCCUCUGAGGAGGGGGAGCUGUUUGGCUGACGGACGCCCCGAAGUUGGCUCUGAGAGUGUUCGGAAAACCAAAAUUGGACUCAAAUAUUUGUUUCUGGAAGGAGUUGACACCGUCCGAGUGAACGAGAAUUGCUGGGGGAAACAGAAAGGGACAGGAAGCCGACAGAGGUAAACAGGAAACAAAUCAGGAGCGAGUUCCUUCUUCUUCCUUCAGCCUCCGGACUCCCUCUGGCUCUUUUGAUGGGCAGAGCCUCACCGGGAGGGGAGCAGAAAUGUGAUUUGCAGGAUCCCAAGUCCUGCAUCUCAAAGCAGAGUGCAAAAGGAUGGGCUUGGAGCCAAGGGAAGAUGAGCUCACUACCUGCCCGGUGGGGUUCUGGGCGAUCCCACCUUGCUGCCCGCCUUGGCACCUGGUAUUGGGAUGUUUGCUCCUUGGAGGGUUUACAAAGUGGCAGUGGAGACCCGGGCGUCCCCUGCUGAGAAAUGGAGGAUUUUUCUCCCCUGUAGUUCUUUAAGUCUUGUGGAGCUCAGUUGGCUGGGGGAGGGGUUCCCGGCUGGACCCCAGCUAUGCUUUGUCAGAUGCAGCUGGCAUUGGUCCACCCAUGCUCUGAGCUGUUCCCACGUGGCCUCAAAGCAAACGAUGCUGUACUCAGUCUGGACGCAGAAGACUCUGCCUGUAGACACAAAGAGACUCGAGUUAUGACAGGCAGACCACACGGUCUCAGGCUUGGGGCUUGCCUGCUGAGCAUGGCCUCAUUGGUAGCAUCUCUCUUCUUUGCCCUCACCUGAGUUUCUCUGCUUAUAUUUGUGAAGCAGUUAAUACUCACCCUGUUUCCCUCACGGAGACAUAGAAGAUGCAAUGUGCUAGUUGCUGGAAGAGGCUGAAUUUUUGCAAAAAGAAUAGGUGAUUCCCAGUGAAUCUGAAUGACUGUAUUUGGGUCCACGGAACAUUUAUAGACAUGGAGGCUGGUGAUAAAUUCCCAACGAGAAUUCUUCUCUCUUCUCUCCUUUUAUGGGGGUUUAUAGCCAGAGUAUGUUUGGGAAGCUAUGGAUUAUAGAUCCUCAUUGUGUUAGUGUUCGCAUAGUUUUUUGGGUGUUUUGUUGUUUCUGUUUUUUUAAAUCUCUAGGUGUUUGGCAGUUGUUACACGCAUAUACUCUCUAAGUUAAAAUGGUUGUUUUAUAGACAGUAUUGUUUAGAUUAGUUUAAUUCUCAGCCUGUUACAACCACACAAGCAGGAACCAAGGACAUACGCACUCUAUGCUGUGAUGAAAAUGGCUUGUGUCUGUGACUGUGGUCCAGACGCAUUGUCUCCUGAGGCCGUUUUUGAGAGAGAAACAGUCUAAUUCCUUGGAAAGGAGGGAGUCCCUUCAAGGCCAAGCUGGGUUCGCAGGUCCCUGGGGGGGUGACUGUGUAAACAAGGCUGCAGUGCUGGUGGGUGCGGGCCGGGUGCUUGGCGGUGGCCUGGGAGCC